This is a messenger RNA of Pseudomyrmex gracilis, 1163 nucleotides long. Its product is annotated as elongation of very long chain fatty acids protein 4-like. NCBI's taxonomy places the organism in Eukaryota, Metazoa, Arthropoda, Insecta, Hymenoptera, Formicidae. Gene Ontology annotation, cellular component: endoplasmic reticulum membrane. Bases 135 to 926 code for a protein of 263 amino acids. Gene Ontology annotation, molecular function: fatty acid elongase activity. The transcript is spliced from 4 exons. The record is from RefSeq and is a predicted model, not a curated record. Gene Ontology annotation, biological process: fatty acid elongation, saturated fatty acid; very long-chain fatty acid biosynthetic process; fatty acid elongation, polyunsaturated fatty acid.
UUAUUACUGAGCUUUGAUAGUUAGCUUUAGUACAAUAGUUUCCAUCAGUAGCUGCGCCGAUAUCGUGAUUCAAGCAAAUAACAUAAAUUCUUAAUCAAAUCGACUAUCUGCAAGAUUGCCAGUUUCUCUUCAUCAUGAACCUCUUACAAGAUUUUCAAUAUCACUGGACAGAAAACAUGGAUCCACGGGUAGUCGAUUUACCAUUAAUUGCCUCUUCCUAUUACGUGCCAUUAGUAAUAUUUUCUUAUCUAUAUUUCGUGCUUCGCUGCGGACCACGAUUCAUGAAGGACAAACCGCCAUAUUCGCUCAAGACAUUUAUGCAACUGUACAAUAUCAUUCAAAUAUUGGCCAACUUAUAUGUGGUGUACGAUUCUAUCGUUGCUGGUCUGUUCACAAACACGAAGCUAUUGUGUCCGAAACAGGAAUUUUCCUACGAUUACACUCUACUAAGGAUAACUAGGAGGAGCAUGUAUUGGUAUUUUCUGUUGAAAAUACUGGACUACGUUGAAACGGGCAUGUUCGUGUUGCGAAAGAAAAACAAGCAAGUGACCGGAUUGCAUUUGUAUCAUCACGUGUCCACAUUGUUAUUUUCAUGGUUAGGCUUAAGAUACAUGUCGUUCGUUCCGAGUAUGCUCUUCGCUAUAGCUAACAGCAGUAUACACGUAAUUAUGUAUACUUAUUAUUACCUAGCAGCGCGCGGACCAAACGUACAAAAACUUAUUUUACCUUUGAAACCAUGGAUAACUAAAAUGCAAAUGAUACAAUUUGUCGCACUGAUAGUGUACUCUACACAAAACUUCUUCCCCGGAUGUAAAAUGGCGCCGCACUGGGUCGCUGUAAUUUUUAUCACAAACUUAAUAAUAAAUUUCUCACUGUUUUAUAAUUUCUAUCAAAAAGCGUACAACAAACACAAGAAGAUCAAGUAAAAUAAACAAUCCAAAAAAUGUUAUGUUUUUACAUAAAUGUGUAAGCUAUUGUACUUUUAAACAAAAAGCUAUUUUUAAUAAUUUAUGAAUUGAUUAUAGACACCAUGUAUGUUAAUGUAAAGAAAAAAGUAAAGAGAUGUGCGAGUUCUCGCUUUAACAAAUGAGACAAAGCAGGAAAGUUGUCUCCGGAAUGUAUAGACUAAUUGAAAUAAAACAACUUUAACAAAUUUCAGCUCA